UGCCAUCUCGAUUCGACUGCACAAGAGUUUCGUCGCUGAAAAAGAAUUCGAGAACUUAUUUAUAAAUUUGGAUAGAAAAUCGCGGGAAUAUUUACGUCCAGAGCACGCCUAAAUGUUUGCAAACACGUAGCGCGUGCUUAUCAGACUAGGAUAGUUGAAACUAGAAAUAAUCCCGCAGCAUGGCAGCUAACAACAAUAGCAAUAUACACAACCUGGGCGCGGGGACGGAUAGCUUAUUGUCCUCCGUGAUUGCGUCGACGGGAACGCCAGGAAUAGGAUCAUCACCGGUACCCAUUCCCACCAGGUCCUCCUCCUCUUCCGCCGCACAGAGUGCCUGGGAUCAGCUGACGGCAAGUGCCUCCAAUAACAUGGCACCUUCACCAACGGCAGGAGCUCCCACGGUCACGGGUCCCAUAUUAACGGACAAUCCGGGCAGUGGGGCGGGCAGUUCACCAGUGGCCAGUUGUUCUUCACCAUCAACUCCUACGAAGACACAUGCUCCAUCGCCGCUAGAGAGUAUGGCACAUACGCCGCAGGGUCCUCCAACGUUGGGACCUGGUGGUUACGGUGAAGAACUUACCGCCGAGCUGGUAAACCAAGGAUGGCGAAAGUUUUGGUCCAAGCGGGAAAACCGGCCAUAUUAUUGGAACAAGGUAACAGGCGAAUCGUUAUGGGAAAUGCCCGGCAACAGACCUUUUGAUCCUCUCACCGAUCCCUUGGGAAUCUGCCAUGCGGGUGGUCCGACGCCGAUGACUCCUAAUAUGCACCAACAGCAACAGCAUCAGCACCACCACCAUCAUCUCAAGCGUCGGCCGUCGGACGACAUGCACAUCCACCCGAAUCAGCAGCAUCAUGUGGGCGGUGGACCACCGAUGAAGAAGUUCGUUCUUGCCGGACCCUGGGAUCUGGAGGUGUGCACCAAUGCGGUGAUUGUGGAGCGACCUCCCACACUUCUGCCGCAACCGCAUCCCGAGGUAGAGGCUCUACGAGCUGCCUUUAGCAUGAAGUUGCUAAAAACCUACGAGGAUCUAUGCAUGCGCAGGGAGAAUAUUAAAGCGCCAAGAGAUUCUUUCAAUCGUUGGCUUAUGGAACGCAAAGUUAUAGAUACUGGCUGCGAUCCACUGUUGCCCAGCAGCUGCCUUCCGGAAAUUUCCAGCUCGAUGUACCGUGAAAUCAUGUCGGAUAUACCUAUCAAGAUAGUGAAACCCAAGUUCACCGGGGAUGCCCGGAAGCAGCUUUCUCGCUAUGCAGAGGCUGCUAAGCAGAUUAUAGAAUCCCGAUCAGCGCCAGCUGAAUCCAAGAAGGUUGUCAAAUGGAAUGUGGAGGACACGUUCCAGUGGCUAAGACGAACUGUAGGCGCAAGCUACGAAGAUUUCCAGGAUCGUCUGGCACAUUUAAAACGGCAGUGUGAGCCCCACUUAGUAGAGACAGUUAAAAGUUCCGUUGAAACUCUGUGCGUUAAGAUCUACCAUUUGUCGGCUGAUCAUGCCCGCAAAAUUAGGGAGCGCCAUUUGCAGUUGCUCAAGGAGCACGGAAUCCCGGAACCAACACCUCCGCCCCCACCGCCACACUUGAAAAAAGUGUGGUGCUAUCCAAUACAGUUUGCCGUCCCAUCGCCACGGAUGCCGACAAUCGAGUAUUUGCAGGAUCGCGACCACAUGAUCAUCAAGUACACGCCCGCCACUAUCAAUCAGCCGGAUGCUCAGUACAUCAACCUCACCUAUCUGCAAAAACUGGAGCAGUUGUACCGCCACAACUGUUUCGAUGACAAGAAAUUCGAUCUGUUCAUCGGACGGGUGUGGUGUCUGCUCAAGAGGUAUCAAACCUUUCUGGGCAAUUCCUUGAACUCCUCCCAGGAGGCAGAGCUAACCCAGGCGGCCUUGCCAGUACCGGUGUUCGAGUGCUUGCAUCGGCAUUUUGGCGUGAGUUUUGAGUGCUUUGCCUCGCCAUUCAAUUCCUAUUUCCGGCAAUACUGCUCGGCGUUCGCCGAUACGGAUGCCUACUUCGGUUCCAGGGGACCCUUCCUGGACUUCAAACCCGUUUCCGGAUCCUUUCAAGUGAAUCCUCCUCAUUGCGAGGAGUUGAUCGAGGCUUCUUUGCUGCACAUCGACAAACUGCUCACCGACACUAUGGAGCCACUAAGCUUCAUUGUAUUUCUGCCUGAAUGGAAGAGUAUAUCUAAGCUGGACGAGAGCAUGUACAAGCGUCGCUCCAUGGUGGUAUUGGGCAUGGCCCACGAGUAUAGGCACGGCUAUCAGCACAUGUUGCAAAAAUCCGAUGUGCUGAUUAAGUGCAUGCAGGGUACCCAGGUGGUAUGGCUUCAAAAUAGCGCUGGAUACGCGCGCUGGGGACCUAACGAGAUUCGCGUAGAAGCACUUCGCGAGGCUUUUCGGCCGCAAAGAGAUCGGGAGCGUGAACGAGCUGCUGUUGCGGCAGCAGCAGCUGGCGUAAGCUCCAGCCAACAAUCGCCAUCGACGCCUCCAUCGGCCGCUUCAUCUGCUCCAACAUCUAUCACCAGUACGAACAGUGGAAUCAACAGCAGUGGUUCCUCUUCAGCCAUCACAACGAACGCAUGCAGCAGUCCGUCGCCUGCCACCACAUCGGCGUCGAUGUCGCCAUUGUCCCCGCACACGCCCACCGGGAAUCCGCCACCACAAUUUCCGAUGACCAUUAGCAAUACGAGCAGUAGCAGCAAUCUGGUAGCCGCCUCACCCACUAUGAGCGUGCAAAGCGAUUGUUCAUCGCCCUCAUCGUCAACGAUGUCCCUAUCACCGGCUCCUGCAUCAGGUGGUUAUCCGGAUGGUGGGUCAUCUGCCACAGCGGCAGCGGUGAGCAUUACAGCUACGACGAGCACAUCGACAACUGGAGCUGGUUCUGCAUUUGGCCAGACCAAUAGCAUCAGUAGUUCAGCCUCUACACAAGCGGUUAUCAAUUCAGCCGUCUAAAAGGGGGAUCCUUCUACCCAGUUAUGGUUCUAUUAUGUCCACACUUUCUGUGCACGUUCUGUUAGCAUAAACUAGGUAUACAUUUGAGAAAGAGGGAAAAACCAAUUGGGGUUCAUUUCAUACUAACGGCCAUCUUACCAAUUUCAAGAUUUAAUAUCAUGGAAUUUCUAUAAAUUUUAAUCAAAAAACGGAAGCUAAAAGUGAAAAAAAACUUCCUAAUUUCGGUAAAAGUACACUUUUUAAAAUUUCGUUUUAAAUAUUUUUGAUUGUAAUUAGGAAAACUAAAAAACAUGCAAUAUUUUUCAAAACAUAAUUGGUUAAUUUACACAAGUCAGUCAAGCCGAUUAUAUGUUGAUACCGUGUAAAUUCGGAAAUUUGAAAAUACUGAAUUAUUUGUUAUAAAUCCUUUAUAUUUUUUGUCAAAGCUUUAAUUUUCAAAUGUACACAGUGCUCGGCCUUUGGCAGCUGGUUUUGCCCCAAAUUGCAUAAUAUGAUUAAUUGUAAAUAUGUUAUAUUUAAUUUGAAAUAGCUGAUAAAUCCCGGCCUGGCCACUAUAUAUCUUAUUUAACGAGUAUGCCCAACAAACAAGGGCCAAGCUACCCAACAAAAGACUAAUUUCGCAUACUUAGUAUGGGUAGGGUGUGCUUCUUUAUCCUUGUUUCAGGGUAUUUCGCAAAAUAUAAAAUAAAAACCAAUAUUUAAAUGAA
Molecule: messenger RNA, 3652 nt
Organism: Drosophila eugracilis
Lineage: Eukaryota; Metazoa; Arthropoda; Insecta; Diptera; Drosophilidae
Gene: Pcif1
Product: mRNA (2'-O-methyladenosine-N(6)-)-methyltransferase
Exons: 5
Coding region: 180-2945 (921 amino acids)
Cellular component (GO): nucleus
Molecular function (GO): RNA polymerase II C-terminal domain binding; mRNA (2'-O-methyladenosine-N6-)-methyltransferase activity
Source: RefSeq, a predicted model, not a curated record